AUGAAGAACAGCCAUGCGAGCAAGCAGGAUUUCGAGAAGGAUUCAGCACGAUUGACCACAUUCACGCUGCUUCGAAACUCAUCGAGGUAUCACGAGAGUACGAGAUGCCGCUUCUGUCUCACCUUCAUCGGCUUGAAGAAGGCCUUCGACUCAGUUGAGACGGAAGCGGUCGUGGAAGACUUGGACAACCAAGGCGUCCGUACUCAGUACAUAAAGGUGCUUCGAGAGCUGCACAAUAACUUUACGACCAGGAUUUUGCCAUUCUACAAGAAUAUCAUCAUUGAGGUGAAGAGAGGUGUCCGACAGGGUGACACAAUCUCACCCAAAAUAUUCACAGCCACUCUCGAGAACGUAAUGCGAAACAUGGAAUAG
Messenger RNA from Necator americanus (New World hookworm), 372 nucleotides. RefSeq lists its product as uncharacterized. The transcript has a single exon. The coding region runs from base 1 to 372 and encodes 123 amino acids. NCBI's taxonomy places the organism in Eukaryota, Metazoa, Nematoda, Chromadorea, Rhabditida, Ancylostomatidae. The record is from RefSeq and is a predicted model, not a curated record.